GCCCAAUUUCAAAACGCGCCGACCAAAGUCCUCAACGAAGCUACUUCCCCGUUCCCACCAGGCCACCACCCCACCACACCCUUGCUUUUAUUUCUCCUGGAAGCAGAGGAGACGCCGACGCCGCCGCCGACGCCUCUCGCCUGCGACGCGCUCCGCCGCCCCCGCUCGCCGCAGGGCUCCCCGCUGUCGCCGAUCGAUCAUCUCCAGCAAGGUACCCAGCUGCCGCAGCGCCUUCCUGCGACGUCGGGUGCGCCGCCGACGAUGGUCCUCGUGGGCUCCAGCGCCGGCGGCGGCGCCGUUUGCUCUCCUUCCCACGGGGUGCGGGGUUUGAUUCACUCUCCUUGGGCCGGGUCGUGCUUGUUAGGUUGAUUGAAGGAGGGACCAAGGAGCAGUGGUCGCGGCUGUGUGUGAAGCUGUGUUUGUUUCGGUUGGUUGUUGGAGAUUGCCAGCAUCUGGGCCGAGGGUUGUGCUUCUUAACAAGGUGGUGGCUUCUGCUUGUUGGGGACAAAGGGUGUUUCCCUUUGUGUAAUCAUCAUCUGCCUUGGUUUUGUCGAGGCCGGGGGUACUGUGAGUGUGCUUGUGCCUGUGGACAUGGAUAAAAAUAAAAUGGAAGGGAAGAGGACAACUAGAGCUGAGUCUAAAUCAAAGGCAUCUUCACCCGCUAGUGCAAUUGCCUUUUCAGCCACCACCUCUCGUCCGCGCUCAACUCUCCCGAGUCUGCGGGCUGACGUGGACUACUCCAAAUACAAUCUGAAGAAGAUGAAGAAGCUCAGGCUUGUCGCGGAGACAGAGUGGUUCCCACCUCAGAGACAUGAUCGUCGCUUGACAAGCAGCCGGUUCUGGACAGUUGUGCACAAGGACCUGUACCUUGCUCUCAAGUCACAGGCCAGCGAUAUGAGGUGGAUCGACUGGUCGUCAGUCAACCAGAGUGUUGGCGCAGAUGUUGAUGUUCGUGGAUACUUUGCAGCUACUCCGGGGCUUGACAAGCUGUUAGAGAGGCAGGACCUCAGCUGGGCUGACUCGCACAUUCGUCAGUUCUACGCCACACUAUGGAUUCACCCAGACCGAUCGAGUAUCAAGUUCAUGUUUGGGAACCAACAGCGUGAGUUGUCCAGGGAUGAUUUCGCCGGGUCUCUUGGCCUGUCUUGCGGUGGUGUCCGAGUGCACACCUUGGCAUACCCCAAUGGGAACGGUGAUGAAGUUCACUUGCCACCUCUAGAGGACAUUCGCCACCUUUACAUCAAACCUCAUGCCGUGACAGAGUUCUGGAAGGACCAAAGUGAGUUGAACCAUGAAGCAGCUGUUGUAAACACAGUUGUGAGGGUGACGAUCCGUCCUAGAAUUGGAGGCCGCGAGUCCCUAUCUACAGUUGAGAUUUGGCUUCUGCACUUGUUGAGGUCAGGAAAGCGUGUUGACAUAGUAGAUUUGAUGAUUGCAGAGAUGCAGGACACUAUUCUGAAAAUCAAACGUCGGCUGCCCUAUGCCCCGUAUCUCAUUCACUUGUUUGACAAGAAAGGGUGGCUUGAGGAUGGCAUGAAAAAGACUUUGGAUCAGCACCUCAAGCCAUACAAAGCUCCGGGGCCCGAUGACAAGAGGAGGCUCAAGAAUAGGGCACUUCAGCAUGACAAGUCGUACAAGGCUCCAAAGCCCGAUGACAAGAGGAGGCUCGUGACCAGGUCACUUCCAGCCCAGAUGGAAGCUGGAUUUGAUGAUCAUGAGCAUGUAGAGUUGGACCAAACACUUAUCCCGAGCAUACAGGAGCAAGCUCUUGGGGACACCACUAAUGGGGAAGCUGACACAGAUCCUGGCCAACAUAUGGCGCCACCCCCAGUUCCUGAUGAGUUCAGAUCUGGCCAGCAGGGAGCUCAUGACGCAGAGCCAGGAGGGUCGGGUGGUCAUUUCGCAGAGGCAGGAGGCUUGGCUGGUCAUAUCUAUGACGUUCCUCCCAUGCUGCAGAGACAGAUUGAUCGCCAGACGGCUAUCCUUGAGCAGAUGCAGAGACAGAUGCAGGAUAUCCGGAACCUGGCUGUGGUUUCUAUUGGUCAGAGUAUUCGCCGCGACGCUCGCCACAGUGAUAUUCUGGCUCUUCUCGAUGAGAGUUUUAGUGCUUCCUGCGGACUCUAGGCGGCCUCCUGUCCCGCCGGUUUGACGCAACAGACUCUACUUCUCAGUGUCUAGUUUUGUGGUACGAUGAGCUGCUGCCUACUUCUGCUAGAUCGGAGUGUCCUCAGGUUCUCUCACCUUCAGGCUUAAGCCCAGCAGCCACUCGACGGGACCGAGACAUAAGCUGGCCAUUGUUGAUUAACUUCGUUGGUGGGUUUCCCUGUGUGUGUUUGAUCUAGAAUGGGGAGAGAUUUGACUGAUAUUAUCCUUUUGUGCGUGGAGUCGUCUUUUGGGUGGUACUGUAAGUGUACGAUACCUAUAUGUUCCAUGCCUACAUACUUCAGCCUGCUCCUUAUUUGGAUUCUA
This is a messenger RNA of Triticum aestivum (bread wheat), 2469 nucleotides long. RefSeq lists its product as uncharacterized. The record is from RefSeq and is a predicted model, not a curated record. The transcript is spliced from 2 exons. NCBI's taxonomy places the organism in Eukaryota, Viridiplantae, Streptophyta, Magnoliopsida, Poales, Poaceae. The coding region runs from base 592 to 2124 and encodes 510 amino acids.